AUGGAUUCCACACGAACGUCAUCGGAAACGUUUGCUCAAAUGAACUUUCAAAAGGAAACGACUGAAUUCUCACCUUCCGUCUUGGCAGCCAUAGUCCACGGGUGUGUUAUCAAAGUCGUACCAACAUAUCGUUAUAUCGAAAGCACCGCUACACACAGGAGUCUUCUGCUUACAACCGAAGUCGACCAGAUUUUAAAAUCCAAAUUUGUGGUCAGCACACUAUUUGCAACAACGCAGAAGAUAUUAACACCAAACUCUCCAGCCAGUAAGUUAAUCGACGAGAUGCGUAAAAAGAGAGCCUUACCGGACGUCAUUUCAAUUGACGCUUCAACCAAUUUCCAGUUCAUCUUUUACUCAAUACCAUCCAUGCUUGAAAAUUUCUAUGUUGCAAAUUCAAACUUAAGUGUCAGCGUGGAUGAUAUGACGCAACAAUUUGAAGACGCCUCUUUCAUUGAAGCCGCUCAAGCAGAAUUCACAAGGAAUACUUUGAUCGAAAAGGAGCCCAGCUUGAGGGCUUUUGACGAGGUGAACGGUAUGAUUGACGAAAUCAAGUUAAUGACAAACACAGGAUUCAAAGUUUGUAAGCUCCCACACGAGGAUCUACUAAACAGUUGGGAGAAUAUAGUCUUGGGUACAAGGAUGAAACGGUCCAUUUUGCAGUGCUGCAAGACGAUUAUCAAUUCAAAUAAAGUUGGACUUGAGCCUGGCAAUUUUCUUAUAUUUGAGGGAAUGCCCGGUACCGGAAAGACAUCACUCGCAAAAGCCCUAUUUCAAAAGCUUGCAGUUGGCGGCCAGAAACUAGAAACCCAUGUCCCAGCCAUUUUCUUGGAGUUUGCUGCUGGUGAAAUCUUUUCAAGGUAUUUCGGAGAAUCUCCCAAAAAGCUACUGUCAUUGCUCUCUUCGGUGGAGGAAUUAUCACUCCACCAUCCUUCCUCACUUGUGUUCCUUCUAAUCGAUGAAUUGGAAACAAUCGCGACCUAUCGCUUGAAAAGGUUUUCCAAUUUAGUUAUUAUUGCAACAACAAAUAUUAUCAGCAUUAUAGACUCGGCCGUUGUUGAUCGAACAGUUCGGGUUUUCAAAUUCAAUAGUCCAAGCGUUACCGAAAUUGAACAGGUUCUAAAAAUGUGUCUCAACAGAGUCAAACUUGACAAAGGAGACUUGACGGAGCUGGAAUUUUCCUCACUGUUGCAACAAAUUGCCAGUUAUUGCCAUCAAAACGGAUUUAGCUGUCGACGCGUAAGCAAAUUGCCUAGCACGGCCGUUGGGAACUUGCUUGAGGAGUGUAACAUGACCGGUCCUCUCUAUAUUUAUGAUGCCAUCAUUGAAAUCGCAAAGCUUUACCACACAGAAAAUAUGCUUCGCAAUUUCAAAAUAAGGCCCCGUCAGUUGGUUUCAAUUCGUGGAUUGGCAACAACAGCAGAUCCAGCUGCAAAUCCAAACAGGCACCAUGGGGGUUUGAAGGAUCAAGAUCGUAUUUUCCAAAACCUUUAUGGGAAUUAUGGACACGAUUUGAAAUCUGCACAAAAAAUGGGGGAUUGGUACAAGACAAAAGAAAUCAUCUUGAAAGGAGACAAGUGGAUUAUUGAUGAGAUGAAAAAGUCAGGAUUGAGAGGAAGAGGUGGUGCAGGUUUCCCGUCUGGAUUGAAGUGGUCCUUUAUGAAUCCUCCUGGAUGGGAAAAGAACCCCGGUCCUAGAUACUUGGUGGUCAAUGCGGAUGAAGGUGAACCAGGUACCUGUAAAGAUAGAGAAAUUAUUAGAAAAGACCCUCACAAGCUAGUUGAAGGGUGUUUGUUGGCAGGUAGAGCAAUGAAUGCGACUGCUGCUUAUAUUUAUAUCAGAGGGGAAUUCUACAACGAAACCGUUAUACUACAAAAUGCUAUAAAUGAAGCUUACAAGGCGGGUUUGAUUGGUAAAAAUGCAUGUGGGUCAGGAUACGACUUUGACAUUUACGUACAUAGAGGUAUGGGUGCAUACGUUUGUGGUGAAGAAACUGCCUUGAUUGAGUCAAUAGAAGGUAAGGCAGGUAAACCAAGAUUGAAGCCACCAUUCCCAGCUGGUGUAGGUUUGUUCGGAAGACCAACAACCGUUGCCAAUGUUGAAACUGUUUCGGUUGCACCAACCAUCUUAAGAAGAGGAGGUGAAUGGUUUGAUGCAUUGGGCCGUGAGAGAAACUCAGGUACAAAAUUGUUUUGUAUUUCGGGACAUGUCAAUGAACCAUGUACUGUCGAGGAAGAAAUGUCGAUUCCAUUAAAGGAAUUACUAGAAAAACACUGUGGCGGUAUCAAAGGUGGUUGGGAUAAUUUAUUGGGUGUCGUACCUGGUGGGUCAUCGGUCCCGAUCAUGCCAAAGGAGACUUGUGACACAGUGUUGAUGGACUACGAUGCAUUGAGGGAUGUAGGAUCCGGUUUGGGUACCGCAGCUGUUAUUGUCAUGAACAAACAGACAGAUGUAAUAAGAGCAAUUCAAAGAUUUGCUCAUUUUUACAAGCACGAAUCAUGCGGUCAGUGUACCCCCUGUCGUGAAGGUACCACUUGGUUGCAAAGAAUGAUGGAUAGAUUCCAAACAGGACAAGCAACAGAGAGAGAAAUCGAUAUGAUUUUUGAAUUGACAAAAGAGAUUGAAGGACAUACCAUUUGUGCUCUUGGUGAUGCUGCUGCAUGGCCUGUUCAAGGUUUAAUCAAGUCAUUUAGACCAGUGAUGGUGGAUAGGAUAAACGAGUACCAAAAGAAGCACGCAGAUUUGGGACCAGUGCAAUACGGUGGAUGGGUCGAUGGAGGUAAAGUUAAGGAUGGUGUUGUAGUUGAUAACCCAAUCCCCCACGGCCAUUAA
Molecule: messenger RNA, 2829 nt
Organism: Lodderomyces theae
Lineage: Eukaryota; Fungi; Ascomycota; Pichiomycetes; Serinales; Debaryomycetaceae
Gene: NDH51
Product: Ndh51p
Exons: 4
Coding region: 1-2829 (942 amino acids)
Molecular function (GO): NADH dehydrogenase (ubiquinone) activity; ATP hydrolysis activity; FMN binding
Source: RefSeq, a predicted model, not a curated record